Paramuricea clavata is the source of this 2494-nucleotide messenger RNA. Lineage: Eukaryota; Metazoa; Cnidaria; Anthozoa; Malacalcyonacea; Plexauridae. The record is from the annotation of a GenBank genome assembly.
UGACAGAGUUCCGGUUCCGGCCAUGCUUUUUUUACUAGUUCCGGCCGGAACCGGAACUCUAAAAAAUCGGGGUUCCGGGGUACCAUGAGCAUGAGUUUUGUACACACUCAGAGUCUUAGUUUUGGGUUGAACAAGUGGCCUUAAUAUCUUUCUUGAUACUUCAGGAUAUUGGAGAAAAACUGGAAAACAAUCCGUGAUGAAGGUGUGUCACUUUACGAUCCCAAGAAAGGGGCGUUCGUUCCAGAAGAGGAAGGACUGCGGGAGAAAGGAGAUUGGCAACAAUUUACGAUGUUUCAUCAAGGAAGAAAAGACAAAACAGCGUGUGCCAAGGCUCCAAAGACUUGUAGUCUGGUUGAGAAAAUACCUGAAGCUGCUGGGUGCAGGAGAGGACAGGUACUAAACAGGGCCGGAUUAACGUCGCGCGAGGCCCGUGGCAGAUUUUAGCGCAAAAAUUGUUAAAUAAUUGCUUUCAAUAUUUCAAUUGAUUGGCAUCAAUUAUAAACAAUUGCCUGCCUGGCCCAGUUGUUGGGUCGACAAGUAUAAACAGGAUCAUAUAUAUAACAGAUCAGCGCAACUGGAGAUUACAUGCAUACGAGUAUUGCAUAUUUUCCUGGGGUAAACUGCCAAUCCUAGGGGCCCUAAAUGCGUGAUGUCCCUAAUUCGCGAGGCACCUAAAAUGGGCGUAUCCCAAUAGAAAAUAGGCGUGUUCUCGUAAAAAUGGGUGUGGCACAGUAAAGUGCGAGGCCCGCAUGCAUAUGCCAUGUGGUUAAUACGCCUGGUACUAAAUGUCAAAGUUCUUCUUGUAUUUUUCAGGGCGUUGUAUCCCUAUCAGUCUGAAGCUUUUUUAUUAUUUCUACGACCUACACUGACAGUUGAACUAACAGUAACUUUAUUUGGACUUGAUGAAAGUGUUUUGUAUAUAACCUUAGCUAUACCUGUGUUUCAGGUCAAGUUUUCGGUGAUGAAACCGGGUACUCAUAUCUGGGCACAUUGUGGUCCUACCAACUGUCGUAUCCGAGGCCAUCUGGGGCUGGUCAUUCCUGAUGGGGUCUCUAUAAGAGUAAAUCAAACAACAAGGUUGGUCAAGUUGUCAGACUGAGAAAUAUUAUUAGUUCUUUCCAUAUCAUUGAGUACUAAUCCAAGACUCAAAACUUAAAUUUUUUCUCAAUUUUUUAGUACCUGGCAAGAAGGCAAGUUUAUAAUCAUUGAUGACUCAAUUGAACAUGAAGUCUGGCACAAUGGAACGACUUUUAGAAUGAUAUUGAUUGUGGAUUUCUGGCAUCCUGAUUUGCCGAAGAGCGAGCGAGACACCCUUUCAGCAAUAUAAGAAUGAAUGAGCAAAUGGCCUGAUUUAUAGCAGACAGAUCAUCUCUUUUAGACUAGCUAGUGUAAAGUUUGUGAGCACAAGACUAACUAUCCAGAUGGUCUGAAUGAAUGAAUUUUUAAGUCAAAGUAGAUUAAUUCCUUUCUCCAAGUUCAUCCAGACAGAUCAUCAGUCUCUCGUGUAAACCAGGCGCAAUUAUUUAGACAGUAAAAGUGAGUAAGCAUGACACAGCUGAUGAACAAGUGGAGAACAUUUGCUUGGUUGCAUGUAGCAAUGUCUUAGGAAUAUUUAUUUGGUCAUGAUGUUAGCAGCAUUGGCUAUUAAUUGGUACACUGCUGAGGUAUAAUGCAAAGACAAACAUAGCAUAACUAAUUUAUAUAAUUGCUUUUAAUACAGUUUUUAAAAAUAUUUUUAUUCAAUAAAAACAUCAAAGUUAGUAGCAGUUACAGUUUAAAAAGCCAGGAAACCUUAAACUAGUCCAAUCUACCAAAUUACAACACUGCAGCUCCACAGCCAGCUCAGCUCACAUUCAAGCCUUCUACAAUCUACCAAAUUACAACACUGCCAGCUCAGGUCGCAUUCAAGCCCUCUACAAUCUACCAAAUUACAACACUGCUGCUCCACAGCCAGCAUGGCUCAUGUUCAAGCCCUCUACAAUCUACCAAAUUACAACACAGCCAGCUCAGCUCACAUUCAAGUCCUCUACAAUCUACCAAAUUACAACACCGCAGCUCCACAGCCAGCGCGGCUCACAUUCAAGCCCUCGACAUUCAUCCAAACAUUCUUAACUGCAUCAUACAUUUCAACCGUGUUCAAGCGGUUUGCACCAUCAAACCCACCAAUAGCAAAAAUAUUUUCCUUGUAUACGACAAUGGCCGCCCAUGCCCGCGGGCUGUUCAUGGGCGCGACCGGGGACCAGUGGUGUGUGUGGGUGUUGUAUCGCUCCACUAGGUCGAAAUAAGAGUCGGUGCUUCUGUUGCGUCCACCUACUGCAUAAAUACAUCCGUUCAAAGACACAAGACCAAGGCCUGAUCUUGCUUUCUCAAGUUCAGUGACAAACGUCCAUUGAUCUAACUUGGGGUCAUAACACUCGACGGACGCACGGUCAGCAUGGAUACCUCUGUCGUAACCACCGGCAACAUAGAGAAGGCCUAGAAUGUAGGGAAGUGG